Molecule: messenger RNA, 1493 nt
Organism: Colossoma macropomum (tambaqui)
Lineage: Eukaryota; Metazoa; Chordata; Actinopteri; Characiformes; Serrasalmidae
Exons: 6
Coding region: 242-889 (215 amino acids)
Molecular function (GO): DNA binding; zinc ion binding
Source: RefSeq, a predicted model, not a curated record
GGCAACAACUGGCCAUUUGCAUUAGCUGUAGUUUCUAAUGGAGUUGGCUGGCUCGCUGCUCUGCCGCUGACGUCACGGCCGUUGUUUUCCAAUGACGGGCGUUUAGCCGGGGAAGGCCGCAACUUACACUGAUUAGCUCUCCGUUUCUGAGGAUCAACAGCGCCAGUUUUUCCUCUCCAGUCGCUUUUAAUUGCAGAAUUGCCGUGUCCCACCCCCCCUUGCCCCCCCUAUCUCAGAGAGCAUGGCUCAGGAGACGAAUCAGACGCCGGGGCCCAUGCUUUGCACUAUGGGAUGCGGUUUCUACGGUAACCCCCGCACCAAUGGCAUGUGCUCCGUCUGCUACAAGGAACACCUGCAAAGGCAGCAGGGAGGGGGGCGGAGCAGCCCCCCAGGUGAGAAAGCUGCCACUUCUCCAGCAGGGUCUCCAGGAGCACCUACCGUAACUGUGGAGCCGACCCCUGAACCCACGUCGGAAGCAGUCUCCCCGUCAGAGGAGCGCACAUCCAGCUCUCCCAGUCCGGUUACCCAGCAGAUGACGGCAAUGAGCAUCUCCCAGGACACUGCAGCCACUGACUCGGACAGAGCCGACGCCGAGGAGGAAGACGAGGACGAAGGCUCAUCCAAAAGCUCAGGUCCAGUGGGAGAGGCAGCGCAGGCUUCUUCAGACGGAGAUCAGACUCCUGACAAGAACAAGAAGAAGAACCGAUGCUUCACUUGCAGGAAAAAAGUUGGCCUCACAGGCUUCGACUGUCGCUGUGGCAACCUGUUCUGCGCUAUCCACCGCUACUCGGACAAACACGACUGUCCCUACGACUACAGAGGCGCGGCCGCCGCCCGCAUCCGCAAGGAGAACCCCAUCGUGGUGGCAGAGAAGAUCCAGAAGUUAUGAGGACUGAUCACGUCUGAGAGAAACGACGACAAUGGAAGAUAAAAACAAAAAUUUGUUUGACCUGCAAGUUUGUUUUCCGAACAAUGGCGGCUUCAGAAUAAUAGCGUUCUAAAAACGGCUCCAUUUCUUCACGGUAGGAUCAGGUGGGUGGAAUCGCACCUGUCCGGCCGCUCCCUAACCCGGCGUCUCCCCACCUCUCUCGCGGCGACUGUGAGCGUGUGUACGUUUGCGUGUUGUAUAUUUUGGCUGAGAGUCGGGGAGAGCACCCCGGGUCAGGCGGGCUUCUGCGUGCUUUUAUGGGAGGGAGGACUUUUAUUUUUUUUAGUUUUUAGCCUUCUAUGAUUUCCUUUUCUUGGGAUUUGCAUUCAUUUUGAUAAAUAAUGCUCGGAGAUAAGGGAGCAGAAAAUGGGGGACGGAUUGGGGGGGUGAAUUCCUAAUUUUAGUCCUUUUUUUUUUUCUUUAUUUUUGGUUUAAAAUAUUCAUGACGUCAUCAAUUCCCAGUGUAUUUACAGCAGAUUGUUUCUCUUUGAUAUAGGCUUAUUGACUUAUACUAACGUUUGGGGUGCAUGAACCCUUCUGGAUGCAGAUUAUUUUGUGGUAUUCG